AUGCUUCGUAUGUGGACGUGUUUAUUGUUGGCGGGCGUUACGUUUGCUUGUGUUUGCAAUUUUGCUAUGACUGACCUGCGAGAACAGCGAGCGCUCCUGCGGCGCAGCUCGCUGGACCCCGAGCGCCGGCGCCUGUCGCUGGGCGCGCCCGCCGCGGCGCACCGCGCCUCCGACGCCUGCCUCGACCCGCACCACGCCGCCAUCCUCUUCCGGGACUCUCGAGGGGUCAAGAGUGCAUAUUCAGUCCUUGAAGCUUGGGACCGAAACAUGUUCAAUGCAGAAUCAAGUGAAGUAAAUUUCUCAACGUGGUUGUCCAUUCAAUUGGCGUAUGAAUAG
Molecule: messenger RNA, 336 nt
Organism: Gryllus bimaculatus (two-spotted cricket)
Lineage: Eukaryota; Metazoa; Arthropoda; Insecta; Orthoptera; Gryllidae
Source: the annotation of a GenBank genome assembly